GCAAAACAGAUGCCAACACGAAUCAGCGACAGAGGACGUCAGCGAGUUUGUCCGAAGGUAGGAGUCUAGUCCCCGGCAGAAAAGACCGAUAAGACAAGGCACAAACAACAACGACACACCUAGACGGCCCUAGUUUGUAAGAUCGAGAGUUAACCUUGUUGUCUCCUCAUCCAGAGGGUCAAAAGAAAAUCAGUCAGCUCAGCAGGUGGCAGACAUCACUAUGGCCCAAGAGACCAAUCAGAGCCCGGUUCCUAUGCUCUGUCCUACUGGCUGUGGUUUCUAUGGCAACCCUAGGACUAAUGGCAUGUGCUCGGUGUGCCACAAGGAGCACCUGUCAAGACAGAACAAUGGAGGAGUCAGCACUUUGAGUCCUCUGGGCAUCAGCGGUGGCUCCACAGCUGAAGUGUCUGCCAUCCAGAGGUUAGAGGCCACUUUGAAUAAUGCUGCAGCUGCAGCAGUUGCUGCUGCAGAAGUUGCAGCUGAGGCCGCCGCGUCUGCUGAGGCUGCAGCUGCUGCUGAUGCUGCUGAUGCUCUCAGUGGAGGGUCAACCGCGAUUUCUGUAACACAACAGAUGACUGAGAUGAGUCUCUCUUCUGAGGGGAUAGGAGCAUCAGGAAGCAAAGUAGAGCUCAAUGAGCCAGUGUUGGUUCAGCCCUCAUCCUCAUCCUUGCAUCCCUCCACUGCUGGCAGUGAAGAGUCCAAUGCCCAAGAGCCCCAAAAACCCAAGAAGAAUCGCUGUUUUAUGUGCCGCAAAAAGGUUGGCCUUACAGGUUUUGACUGCCGCUGUGGGAAUAUAUUCUGUGGAAUUCAUCGUUACUCCGACAAACACAACUGUCCGUAUGACUACAAAGCCGAAGCUGCUGAUAAAAUCCGCAAAGAGAACCCUGUGGUUGUUGCUGACAAGAUCCAGAGAAUAUAACUUUGAACACUGGGAAGAAUCCAAUGUACACAAUGGACUUGAGCCUGACCUUCUUCCUUAAGGAUUUUUUCUUUCUCUCUCUCCCCCCCCCCCCCCCCGUGAUUGUUUCAGGACUUUCCCCCAGUGCAUGAGAGUUCAGUUUCAUAGUUUAAGCUUUUAUUCUUGUUUGUGUGCAAGUUAAAAAAAAAAUAUGUGAAAGGUUGUGUUGAACAAACAAAAUAUGUAUGUGAGGACUGGAGACGUGACCGAGGAAGACUUCAGAAGAAGAAAAAAUCAGUUAUCCUUUGAGAUAAAGUGCUGUUGAGGUCUAUUUUGUGAUCCUCCGGAGGUCACUUGAACUCUGCCUGGAAGGAGCUCCGACACUUGGGCCUGUUUGGACUCUUGACUGUUACUGCUGUUGGCUGAUUGUGCCGUGUCAGCCGUGCUUGCUCUCUGCUGGCUUGAGUAGCAAAAAUGUUUUCCUUUUUCUCUGCGUGGCCACAGUCUAACCCGCUCCAUUUUUGUCACACUUAACGACCUGGUAAGUUUUUAUCAUCUGAGAAGCUUCUCUGUGCCGCUGGGAUCUGAUUCACCCUGUUCCCCCUUUCAGAAAAGAGACUUUGAAGAAGAGAUUAUGUUGCUAUCUUUUUUUUAAUCUCACUGGCUCAUAAUCCUUCCUCCUUGCUGUUUGUGCGGCACAAGAAUCACCUAGUUUGACCCUUAACUUGUUUUGUCCUCUUGUUGAUCCUGAGCUGAAUGCUGUGACUCGCUCUGUGCCGUGGAUCUGGACUGCAGGCUCGUGUAUCUCCUGCAUUGUAGGUCUUAAAAACCCAUCCACUGAAAUUACAAGACAAUGCACGUCGCCCGACUGUUUUUUUUCUUCUUUUCGGUAAUAUUUGUUUCAUGUUAUUUUUGAUUUGCAGAACGUGGUGUGUGUAUGCUGUGUGUUGUUGUAUGACAAGUAGCCCAAACUUGUAUUAAUUUUUUGCCUUUGGAAGGGUUUAGCUCCACUAACAUUUUCAUCUUUUACUUCACUGUUGAAUGUUUUCCUACGUUUUUAAUGUGAGGUGACAAAUUCACAAGUUUGGAAGUGUUGGAUUGUUCAAACACAAGUGUGUGUGUGUGUGAGGACCGUGUAUGAGAUAUUGUGUGAGGCUAAUUGGUUGUGUUGCCGCAAUGACUUAGUGAGACAUGUGGUUGUAGGUUAUUAAUAAUUUUCAGUCUGGCUGCUUAAUCAGUUUGUUUUGUUUUUUAUCCUUUAGUUAUGCAAGUUUGUACAAACAUCUUUAUUUAUAUACUGCAGUGCGCAUAAUCCUCCAAUAAAACAGAAAUAAAUGUAUGAUGUAAAUAAAUUAUGUUCACAAAUAUAUAACCAGGAGUUCA
Molecule: messenger RNA, 2281 nt
Organism: Labrus bergylta (ballan wrasse)
Lineage: Eukaryota; Metazoa; Chordata; Actinopteri; Labriformes; Labridae
Product: AN1-type zinc finger protein 5
Molecular function (GO): DNA binding; zinc ion binding
Source: RefSeq, a predicted model, not a curated record